Molecule: messenger RNA, 1146 nt
Organism: Suncus etruscus (white-toothed pygmy shrew)
Lineage: Eukaryota; Metazoa; Chordata; Mammalia; Eulipotyphla; Soricidae
Gene: ARMC10
Product: armadillo repeat containing 10
Biological process (GO): negative regulation of intrinsic apoptotic signaling pathway by p53 class mediator
Cellular component (GO): mitochondrion
Source: RefSeq, a predicted model, not a curated record
CUCUGCUCUGCUCAGCUCUGCGCGGCAGCGGGAGUUUGUAGAACCACGAAGAUGGGCGUUGCGCGAGAAUUUAGCUGGGUGGCGGCGGGCUUAUUCCUCGGAGCGGGCGCUUGCUAUUACGCUUACAGACUCACACGGUGCCCGCCACGAAGCGCCCGCAAGUUUCGGCGCCGCUCCUCGCUGAAGGCAGAAGAGUUAACCAGUGAUUCCUACAAUGCCAUCUUAAAUGCUGAGGAACUACACAAAGUCCUUGACCUGAUUGAUUCAGCCGAGGAUCCUGGAAUUAUUGAAAGAGCUCUGGUCACAAUAGGUAACAACUCAGCCUUUUCAACUAACCAGGUCAUUAUUCGUGAGUUGGAUGGUAUUACAGUCAUUGGAAGCAAAAUCAGCCAUCUUAAUCGCAGUAUCAAAGAGAAAGCUUUAAAUGCCCUGAAUAAUCUAAGUCUGAAUGUUGAGAAUCAAGCCGAGAUAAAAGCAUUCAUUACUGAAGUGUGUGAAGUUAUCUUCUCUGAACCUCUGAACUCUGCUGUGCAGCUGGCCGGACUGAGAUUGCUCACAAACUUGACAGUUACCAAUGACUACCAGCAUUUGCUCUGCAGCCACAUUACAGACCUGUUCCGAGUGCUGCUCAUGGGAAACGAAAGCACCAAGGUUCAAGUUUUGAAAGUGCUUGUGAAUUUGUCUGAAAAUCCAGCCAUGUCAGAAGAACUACUUGGUGCCCAAGUGGAUUCAGCUUUCCUUUCCCUUUAUGAUAGUCAAGGAGCAAAGGAGAUUCUUCUUCGAGUUCUCACACUAUUUCAUAAUAUAAAUAACUGCCUCAAAAAAGAAGACCGUCUAGCUCUUCGGCCUCAUUUCACUAAAGGUUCAUUGUUUUUCCUGUUAUAUGGAGAAGAAUAUGCCCCAAUGAGAGCUUUAUGUAACCACCACAGUGUGGACAAGAGAAAGGUAACAGUAAUACCAAAAUACUAUUUGGCUGGCGUAAUGUCUUUAAAAGAUAAGACAAUCUGAAGUAAUUCACAUUUUUCACCUUUCUUGUAAGUGGAUUCCAUUAGCUUCCAAAUUUAGUAAACAUGAAUUUCCUUGUUAAUACAACCAUAACUUAUCACAUUUUUAAAAUUCUCUUCAAAUCACUGAAAACAUUAAACU